This is a messenger RNA of Salvelinus namaycush (lake trout), 1206 nucleotides long. RefSeq names its product BTB/POZ domain-containing protein KCTD1. The record is from RefSeq and is a predicted model, not a curated record. The coding region runs from base 19 to 798 and encodes 259 amino acids. Lineage: Eukaryota; Metazoa; Chordata; Actinopteri; Salmoniformes; Salmonidae. Gene Ontology annotation, cellular component: nucleus. The transcript has 4 exons. Gene Ontology annotation, molecular function: transcription factor binding; transcription corepressor activity. Gene Ontology annotation, biological process: protein homooligomerization; negative regulation of DNA-templated transcription.
CAGGAUAACCGUUCCAGCAUGUCCAGGCCAAUGAUCACAAGAUCACCAGCGUCCCCCCUGAGUAACCAGGGCAUCCCGACACCCGCCCAGCUCACCAAGUCCAACGCCCCUGUGCACAUCGACGUGGGCGGACACAUGUACACCAGCAGUCUGGCCACGUUAACCAAGUACCCAGAGUCCAGAAUCGGCCGUCUCUUCGAUGGCACAGAGCCCAUAGUAUUGGACAGUCUGAAGCAGCACUACUUCAUUGACAGGGACGGACACAUGUUCCGCUACAUCCUCAACUUCCUCAGGACUUCCAAGCUCCUCAUCCCAGACGACUUCAAAGACUAUAGCCUGCUGUACGAGGAGGCCCGGUACUUCCAGCUGCAGCCCUUGCUGGCUGAGCUGGAGCACUGGCGCCAGGAUCGCGACCUGGCCAGGGUGUCACGCCCCUGCGAGUGCCUGGUGGUACGCGUGGCGCCCGACCUGGGAGAGAGGAUAACGCUGAGCGGAGAUAAGGCCCUCAUCGAGGACGUGUUCCCGGAGAUCGGAGACGUCAUGUGCAACUCGGUCAAUGCCGGCUGGAACCACGACUCCACACACGUCAUCCGCUUCCCGCUCAAUGGAUACUGUCAUCUCAACUCUGUCCAGGUGUUGGAGCGUCUGCAGCAGCGUGGCUUUGAGAUCGCCGGCUCCUGCGGUGGAGGCGUCGACUCUUCCCAGUUCAGCGAGUACGUCCUGAGGAGGGAACUGAGGAGGGCGGGCCAGCGAGGAGGGCCUAACUCAAACAGGAUAAAACAGGAGCAGCUGGAAUAGAGACCUCCCAGAAACUGGGGGGCGCUAGACUCUUUUUCGGUGGCAGCCAAGCCCUCAACGGGACGCAGCAGAGCUCUGUGGACUCUGUGAGGCCAUUCUUGCGAACAUUAGAAUAAGAUUAAGUUUACACUUUUUCUCAGUCUCAUAAUGCGCAUCAGCUAAUUAGAAUCAUUGAUGAAGUUGCACAUGUUCAAAUGCUACAUAUUAGCUUUUCCCAUCAGAGAACCUGACCUAUGCUAACCUAGCCCGGCUGGCAGGGAUUGUUUCUUAUAACAAAUUCUGCAUCAGCCUAUCAAAGAGCUUACUAUCCACCAACCAAUGGCACCAAGGGGGCUCCCGAGUGGCGCAGUGGUCUAAGACACUGCAUCUCAGUACAAGAGGCGUCACUGCGGUUUGAAUCCGGUUUGA